AGAGCUAAGGUAGCCCUAUGGGCCUUUGUAGAAAAGUCCUAAAACCCUAAACGCACUUCCUCGCGAGCAAGCGCAGCUGGCAUAGGAGGCUAGGAGGGGCCCGAUCCUCUCCUCCUCCUCCUCCUCCUCCGUUGCCAUGCCCAAGGUGGUGUCCCGCUCCGUGGUUUGCUCCGACACCCGCGACCGGGAGGAGUACGACGACGGCGAGAAGCCCCUGCACGUCUAUUACUGCCUGUGCGGGCAGAUGGUGCUGGUCCUGGGUGAGCAUAGAGAGCCGGGGCAGGGGCGGCCCCGAUCCCGCAGCCAGGGCUUCCCUUCUCCGCUUCCUCCAUUUCAAUCCCACGCCUUCCACCUAUCCGGGGCUCUGGGUUUAGCCGGCGCGGUUCUUUCCCGCGACGACCCUGCGAGGUAGGCUAGACAAAGGCAGGCAGGCUUAAAUUUCAGCGAUGCUGCUGUGUCAACGGCCGCGGACUUCCUUCUUCUCCACCCCCACGAAGGGGUUCCGGGAUCUGCAGUUUGUUCAAGGCGCUGCCGUCGGGUGGGGGUGUGGGGUGAGCAAGAACCUCAAUAAUCGGAUUUAUUUGGGCGCUGCUGAGACAUCUGGCGAGGCCUGUUCCCAUCUUAGUGCUAUAAUCAUAUAUUUAUUUAGCUCGUACACACCGCCCUUCAUCCAAAGAUCACAGGGCGGUUCACGACAUAAAAAUGCAAAAUAUGGACCCAGGAAUGGUUUGGUAAAUAUACCCCGCCCCCCACCAGGAGGCAGACCCUAUUUUCUACUUUCGUGCCCAAAUAAAUCGUAGAGUCUUGGACCCCUGAGGGUAAUCUAGUCCAACCCCCUGCAAUGCAGGAAUCUUUCGCCCAACAUGGGGCUUGAACCCACAACCCUGAUGUUAAGAGUCUCAUGCUCCACCAACUGAGCUGUCCCAGAGGUUGGGUGCUUGUCUGUCAUAGAUGCUUUAGUUGAGAUUUCCUAAUUGCAGAGGGUUGGACUAGAUGACCCAUGGGCUCCCUUCCAACUCAGCGGUUCUGUGUGUUCAAUCUCUGUCCCUGUGUUUACAAAUAGUCAGUCUGUUUAUUUAUAGUUAUUCACAUGUAAAGUUCAGCAGCUGAACUAAUAAAAACAUGUACACUUGUACAUUUGCAGAGAUACAUUGCACACAUUCGGUGUGAACAGGCCUAUUUGUUCUAUGGGGGGAACCUUUCUAUCUGUAUUUUCUACACCAUGAACAAUUUUAUACACUUCUCUUUUAUUGUUCAUUGAGUUCAGUGGGACUUAGGUCGCCUAGGAGCUGUAUAUUUAAAGCAGUAUCGUGCCAUUUUAAACAGUCGUAUUUCCCCAAGGAAUCCUGGAAACUGUAGUUUCCCAAAGGUACUGAGUUGUUAGGAGACACCUGUUCCCCUAUUCACAGUACUACAGUUCCCAGAAUGGUUUAAUAAUGAAUCCCUCUUCCCAGGGAACUUGGGAAUUGUAGCUCUGGGAGGGCCUUCUAACAACCUUCAGCAUCUGCAACAAUGUUCUGCUUUCACUGUUGGGUAAACAUUUGCGUGUUUUUAAAAAUAAUAAUAAUAAAAUUGCGGGGAAAGGAAUAAUAAAGACCUACUUUAUAAGUUGCUGUGAGGGUGAAAGUACAUUUUAAAUAUAUGGAAAUUUGUAUUUUCUUCCCAGUUAGCUUACUAAAAACAGAUGACCCCAAGGGCCUUUAGCAGGACAGAAUUUUGUCCUUAUGUGGUGAAAAACUGCCCCUAGUCUCUGUGUUUCUGCAGAUUGUCAGCUGGAGAAGCUGCCCAUGAGACCUCGAGACAGGGCCCGGGUGAUUGAUGCGGCCAAACACGCCCACAAAUUCUGCAACACUGAAGAGGAGGAAAACGUUUAUCUCCGCAGGUAGGAAAAUCCAGUCUCUUCCACAAAGUCGCUGUGCAAGCAUAAUGCUUAAUUACCCUUGUGGUUCCUGGGCUGCCCUUUUUUAUUCUACUAGCCUGCAUAUGGGCAGAACAGAACUGAAAAUGGUUUACUCAGAAGUUGGGUGUCCUUGCUAAAGGUUUGUUUUCUUACUUGUACAAACCUUGGGGUUCUCCCUUGGCUGCUGAUACCUCCAUACUUUGUGUAGAUGGGGACAUUUUAAUUACAGAAAGAUUGACACUGGAGGAAUCAGUUCACUGUUAAUAUACAGCAGAAGGGAGGAAUGUUUUUCACCCCAAGCCAGUGAUCUUCUUUCUUGCGGUUGUUAGGGUUUUGUCUUCAGUUCUUCAGCGCAGAGUAUGUGUGGUUAGGGUCUUCUGUUCAUACAGUCAACACUAUCUCUCUUCCUCCCCCAGGCCAGAGGGCAUUGAACGGCAGUACAGAAAGAAGUGUGGAAAGUGAGUAUGACGUUACACGUAGGUAUUUUGGGAAUUUUAGCGGUGUCUUGUUUACAAUUUUAUUUGUAAACUGCUUGGAAAGUUCUUUGAUCAAGCAUUUUAUGAAACUCCUAAAUAAUUAAUUAAAAUUUAAAUUGCACACACAUACAUACAGGUACACUCUCACACACACACAAAGGGAGAGAGAGAUUCAAGCUUUUAUAACUUUGUCACAACUGGAGCAAUACCUGACCAGCCAAUGUGAUUCUAUUUUAUGUCCAAUGAAUUAGCAGAUCAUUCAUACUUUUUAUUUUCUUUUUCUCCCCAUCCCCCUACUUGUUAGGUGUGGACUUCUUCUCUUCUACCAGCACCAGCAGAAGAACGCCCCAGUAACAUUCAUUGUUGAUGGUGCUGUGGUCAAAUUUGGACAGGGCUUUGGAAAAACGAACAUCUACACCCAGAAGCAAGAGCCACCCAAGAAGGUAGGGACGUGGAUUUUGUAGAAUCAUGGCUGCUUCCAUGCUGGGAGCUCAAAACUGAGACUGUGGUUCUGAGUGCCUGGCUGUUGCUCAGCUUGAACAGUAGGAGAUGGCUGUGGCCUUCAAGCUUAGGGUUGAGAGCCAGUGUGGUGUAGUGGUUAAGAGCGGUAGUCUUGUAAUCUGGGGAACCGGGUUCGCGUCUCCGCUCCUCCACAUGCAGCUGCUGGGUGACCUUGGGCCAGUCACCUUUCAGCCCCACUCACCUCACAGAGUGUCUGUUGUGGGGGAGGAAGGGAAAGGAGAAUGCUAGCCGCUUUGAGACUCCUGAAGGGGAGUGAAAGGCAGGAUAUCAAAUCCAAACUCCUCCUCCUCCUCUUCUUCUUCUUCUUCUUCUUCUUCUUCUUCUUCUUCUUCUUCUUCUUCUUGGCAACCUUCUGGGGACAGCAUACUAGUGGUGGGCAGGACCAGAGGCAACAAAUGUGAACACUAGGCUCAUUUCAUGCACACUUGCAAAUCCCCCUCUUUUCUCUAUCCAGGCAAUCAAGAAGUAUGAUCAGAGUUCAAAUAUACUUUCUAGCGAAGCAAAAAUGCUCAAGGAGGGCUGGUGAGGGCUGUAUAAUCUGGGGAGAAUUCCAAGGUCCAGACAGAAGCACCUGGAGGACAGUCAGCUUCUGUUCUCAUGCUGUGAGACUUCACAUGAUGUAAGCAGCACCUGCUGUUUCCUGCCAGCGUGGCAACUGGUGGGGGCUGAAAUCCCAACACAGAGAUGACCCGUGCCUGGGCUAGGUGGCCCUUUGUUCUUCUCUAGAGUUCCACCAAAAGGGAAUUAAUUUCUCUUCCUGUUACUGCUACUGCCUCUAAUUCACAGCACCAAAACAGCCUCUUCUAAUUAGAGGAUAGUUGCUUCUACAUAUUCUAAGCAAUGGAUGAGGAUGAGGAAUAUGUGGCCCUUCAAAUGCUGCUGGACUUCAAAUACCAUAAUCCCCGAGUGCUAGUCAUGCUGGCUAGGGCAGAUAGGAGCUUGGAGUCCAGCAAUUUAGGGAAGGCUCCAGGUUCCUUGCCACUGUUCUAAGCCCCAAGCUGAUGCACACUUAAUUAAAAAUAUACAUGCCUUUGUUUUCAAGGUGAUGAUGACCAAACGGACGAAAGACAUGGGCAAAUUCAGUUCGGUCACAGUCUCCACCAUUGAUGAAGAGGAGGAGGAGAUUGAAGCGGUGAGUUUUCUCUCUCCUUCCCUGUGGUAGUAGGCGAAAUCUAGGCUGCAUUUCUGUAGCCAUCUUAUUUGGCCAGCUAGUUCAGAUCGGUGUGUGAGCUGGCCUCUGCAGUUGCUGGCCCUGUAAAUUGACUUUUUCCCUUUUGGGAAGAGCUCCAGUAUGGUUAACUGGUUAGAAUGUAGGAUUAUUAUUAUUUGUGAAGCACAAAAAAGUGUUUUACGCUUGAAUCAGAAGUUUAGACAGGGACUUCUUCCUAUGUCAUUUGUAACUACAAGGACACAGUGAGUAAAUUUGGUUGCAAAGUCAACAGGGAAAGAGCCAAGGAGAACAGAAAAUGCAUGCAUCACUAGCGUGGAAAAGGCUGUGCCCCAAAACACUCACACUACACUCAGGCUACACUGAUAUUGCUGAUGUUGCUCAUCCCCUUCCCAGAGUCAGUACCACCGCCCAGGCAGUCACAGCUUUCGGACUCCUUCCUUACCAUAUCAAACACAGAGUGCACUAGCUUGGCUCCAUCUGUGCAGUGGCCCUCGGCACAGUUGUUUACAGCACCACUGUGGCCAAAGACAAAGCUGUCAGGUCUGAAGAUCUGGCCAAAAGGUCCAGACCUGACUUGAGUCCGUUGCGCCAGGUUCCAAGUCAACAAGGAUUGCAUGGGAGACGUACUUGUUACCAGAUGCUUCAUUGUAGUAAAGGUAAAAGGUAAAGGACCCCUGGACGGAAGGUGACUAUGGUGUUGUGGCGCUCAUCUCGCUUUCAGGCCAAGGGAGCUGGCGUUUGUCCGCAGACAGCUUUCCAGGUCAUGUGGCCAGCAGGACUAAACCGCUUCUGGUGCAAUGGGACACCAUGAGGGAAACCAGAGCGCAUGGAAACACCGUUUACCUUUCCACCGCAGCAGUACCUAUUUAUCUACUUGCACUGGCGUGCUUUCAUACUGCUAGGUUGGCUGGAGCAGGGACAGAGCAACGGGAGCUCACCCCGUCGUAGGGAACUGAACCGCCAACCUUCUGAUUGGCAAGCCCAAGUGGUUUAGACCACAGCGGCCCUCACUGUGGUAUUCACUGAUCCUCUCUAGCUGCAGGUUUCUUUCUCUGUGGUAGCUGUCUGUGGGGUCAGUGCCGUGCUCGUUGCUGACGACCUCCCAGAAGUUCACACCAAUUGGUUGGUGCACCAGCUGGCCUGGGUGUGCACUCACACAUGGUGAUGGCUUUAUUCAAGGCCAGCCUCCACUUACUGGCCAUUUCUGCCUCUGGUACGCCCACCAGCACUGGCAGCUAGCAACAGGGAGCGCUUCUGCAAAGAUUUUGGUCAGGGAGAACCGCAUUUGAAACCUCCCACUCCGCCACAAAGAUAUGCUGCUUCUCAGUCUCAGCUGCCUCUGAGGGGUAGAGAAAGGAGGCACCAUGAAUACAUACCGUGCAUGUCAUACACCCUUGCAAAUAAGCCUGCAACAGUAACUAGCCUCCUGAAAGACUACUAGCCUAUGUUUCCAUGCCGGCUGCAGAGAAAGGGAAGCUGUUGCAGGUGCAACUGCCAGCAAAGUGGGCUGAAUUCCAGGUACUAGCCCCACUCCUUUGCCUCAGAGGACAGCAGUGGGAGCUGUUGCCUGGCAUUAGCAAAGUGACUUAAAUAACCCAGAUGGCCUCCAGAGAAAAAAGUCUUGAUAAACACGUUACUGAGGAAACUGAGCAAAAACAGUGCAUACUCCAAGGAGAAAGGAAUAGGGAGGUUUUGUCUUUCCUUCGCUGACGCCUUGUAUAUAGCUGGGAGACAUUCAACUAAACAUGCAGAGGAAAAGCGCCCUCAGAACUACACAGCCAAUCAGGCUCCUUUCUACCUCUGUGAAGAUCAUGCCACUCUGUCUGGUUGCUAAGCAGUGGCUUACCCAUCCUCCCCUUGGUUGGUUGACUUUAACAAUAACAGAAUUAACCCUUGUCGCAAACUGAAUGAACCCUGCUUUGCGCUUCCAACACCUAGUAGGCGGAGACCAAAAGGAAACACCAGGGGAAGGCCAAGGAUGAGGUCCGGCAAUACCAAGUGCAUCAUGAUAUUUCUCUUCCUGAUGCCCCUGAGCUUUUUGCUGUGAUAACUGUAUGCAAGCUGCCCCGAGAGCCUCUUAGAUAGAAAGGGCGACAUAAGCACUAUAAAUUAAUGCUAAUCUCUUGCGAAAGAAACUGCCUUCUACUGAGUGGGCUGCCAGAAGAGUAACAAGGCGAACAAUCCCUCCACCAUGAAGCCCACUCAUUCUCAUGCAUAGAAUUCUUGGUCACCUAUGGCAAGGAGGCGAGCUGUUUAAUAUAAGGCUGGUGUCAUACUAUAUACACAUGAAAGCCACUUUGCAGCUGGUGAGGAAGGGUAAGGAAGCAUCUCUUGAAGAGCCACAAGCCCAUGGAACUAUUCUUAGCAUAUCUAAAACAGAAAUAGAUAUCACUGAAUCAUAGAGUUGGAAGGGACCCAGGGGUCAUCCAGUCCAACCCCUGCAGUGCAGGAAUCUCAGGUAAAGCAUCCACAACAGAUGGUCAUCCAACCUCUGCUUAAAAACCUCCAAGGAAGGAGAGUCCACAACCUCCCAAGGGAGACUGUUCCACUAUCUUAGGCUGCUCUCUGCAGAGGGUGGUUUCUCAUAGGCUGAGCAUUCAAGUCUCAUCCUCUGUAGCCUCAAAUGGUACAGCCAAACAAAAGUAUAUGUAUAUGAGGGUAUAUGUAUCGGCUUCCAAUGGAAAUCAAGGCACCAGAAAGGGAUUGUUAAGUUAGCAGUUGAGGAGUUUAAAUACCUUCCCAAAAUAGAUGGUGGGGUAGGGAGAAAAGUGUAAUGCCACUUCCUUAACCUGCAAUGUCUUUUUAAUAACUUUUUCUGGUGCAGAGUACUACUAAGAGUUGGACUUUGUGUUAACUUCCCUAACUCUCAUGUGUUUUUCCAGCGAGAAAUUGCUGAUUCGUAUGCACAGAACGCCAAAGUGAUUGAGAAGCAGCUGGAGCGGAAGGGCAUGAGCAAGAGAAGGCUGCAGGAGCUGGUGAGUUGUUGUCCUCUCUCUCUCUCUCUCUCUCUCUCUCUCUCUCUCUCUCUCUCCUUCCUUCCCAAUUAAUGAAUGGGCUAGAUGCAAUCAUUUUCUUUAUAUGCUAGUAAGAUUCAGCUCACUGGCUACUUUCAGACAAUCACAUUUUAGCUUAGGGCUUAUCCACACUUACCUUUCUCUGCUUUUCUCAGUAACGACCCACAAUUUAAAGCUCCACAUGCAAGCAAACACACACCCUGCUUUGGGAGUUUUUUUUGCUCCAGAACUUUCCAUGUGAAAAACUUCUCUUUAAAGCUCCAUUGGAGCAAACGUCAAUCGGUGGAAAACCCAAAUUGACAUUUGCUCCGAUUCAGCUUUAAAGAGCAGGUUUUUCUGGGGGAAACUUGGGGCAAAAGGAAAAAUAAGAUGCUCAGACACGGAGCGUUAAAGCGUGGACAUGUGCCUGGAAAGCGCAGGGCAAAAGGUAAGAGGGGAUAAUCCCUUAGUUAGCUAAGACAGGAACAAGCCUUCUGACUGCACAAGUGAGAAAACUGUUAGAAUCCCUCCCAGUCCAGACUCAGGGGUGGGGAAACAUUUCCAACCAGCAGACUGGAUCCUGGGGUAACCACCUCCAUGUCACAAUGGCAUCAGGUGACCCAGUGUUCUUUUGUAGUGUAGCUUGAGUUGAAGUCACUUCCUACAAAGGAAGUUCCCUGUUGAUCUAAGCGGGGCUUGAAAUCAUCGCUAAUCAGCUAAUAGGUACUGGCUUCCAGCAGGGGUCAGCUGCAGCACAGAAUUCCACAUUAGCAAGUUGUCCUGUUCCAGUGCUGUUAAAGACAUUUUCCUACUCUAGGCAGAAAAAAAGGGAAACUACAGUUAAUUGAAUAUUUCCUGGUAUAUUCUCUCCUUCUGCACAAGGAGGAGUGGUGGGGCUGUGUGUGCUCCCACAAAGCUUAUUAAGCUGAGAUAUGGUCAUCCAAAGAAACACAUUUUCCCUCUUUUAACAGCACAUCUUACAAGUGCAGACAGGCAUGAUAAACUCUACAGAUAUUUUUGUGCCACCAGUAUAUUGCGAAGCAUUUGUUCUAGAAAAGCACUGAACUGUUUUAUCAAGAAAGGAAUGGAAUAGUGUCUUCCUGGAGCUAGCUGUCUGGGCUGGGUAAUAUUCAGACCAUUACAGCAGGUUUAGGGAAACAUGUUUCAUCUCAAGGGCGAGUGAGAGGGGUCGGUGUGUCUGGAGGGAGCUCUGAGACCUAGAUAGAGAGGCAUGAAAUAUCUGGAAUUGCUCGUGGUAUAUCCAGCCAUGGUGGUAUGUCAGAUCAUGAAGAAAUGUGAUUAGUGGCCAGUGAAGUGAAUAUUCAGGAGCUCAAUAUAUUAUUGAUCUAAGGAUACUUGGUUAAGCUGCUGAGGAACUUGCUAUUCCCUGGAAUACAAUUUGAAAACUAGCACACUGGGAGGUAACAUUCCUCUAGUCUUUUGUCUGUGUUUCUGAAGCACCAACAUAGUAAUUAACACUGGAUUUAGGGAUAUUCCAAGAAUAUUUAAUAAAAUUUUACCCUUUAAUUUUUUUAAAAUUUUGUUUUAAUCAGGCUGAGCUGGAAGCAAAGAAGGCCAAAAUGAAAGGGACUCUUAUUGAUAACCAGUUCAAAUAAGGAGCAUCGAUAUAGAGGACUAGCCAAGAAAUGUCAUUUAGGAAGCAGGGACAGGGGAAAACACAAUACCCCUUCGUCCUUUUUUAAUCUGCCCUAUGAAAUCACUAAUUUGCUUCGUUGAUUCUACCAUGGAAGAUGGAACUGCUCCAUUGUUUUUAUGGAUUUUGCAUUUUAUUCCGCACUGCACACCAUGUUUUUAAUGUAUUCGGAAACUUUUUGAGUUAUACUUCCAUUGAAUUUUACUUCCAUUGAAUUUUACUUCUUCCACUGCAGAGCUGAGAGGUAUUAGUUUGCCUCUGUUGUGCAGUGUUUUUAAAUUUUUAUAAUCUUCAUAUGUACGUAGAAAUUUUACAUAUUGUAAGCAUUGUGUUGCCGAGGCAGAAACAAUGUGUACAGAGAAAUAAACCCCUAACAAGUUGUUUUUAUGUGGCUUAUCAUUUCCCACCCACCCAUGUC
Molecule: messenger RNA, 9134 nt
Organism: Podarcis lilfordi (Lilford's wall lizard)
Lineage: Eukaryota; Metazoa; Chordata; Lepidosauria; Squamata; Lacertidae
Source: the annotation of a GenBank genome assembly